Messenger RNA from Tachyglossus aculeatus (Australian echidna), 2715 nucleotides. It is a transcript of the gene TAB3, whose product is annotated as TGF-beta activated kinase 1 (MAP3K7) binding protein 3. Gene Ontology annotation, molecular function: ubiquitin binding. Lineage: Eukaryota; Metazoa; Chordata; Mammalia; Monotremata; Tachyglossidae. Gene Ontology annotation, cellular component: extracellular exosome. The record is from RefSeq and is a predicted model, not a curated record.
CCCGGCCCGGCCCGGCCCGGCCCGAGCGGACGGCUCAGGUGUCGACCGCGACCGGGCUCCGCACGCGGCGGCGACAACUGAGGGCGUCGCGUCAACCUCGGCUUCCCUCGCCCAGACCCGUCGGGGGACCCGAUCCAAAUCCCGAGGAGAUCGAACGACGACGAAGGUCUGCAGUUUCUACCUGCGAGACGUCCUCAUUAAAUUAGCACGGCGGCGGCGGAAUUCGGGCCCGUCCUUCUGACGAUUCCAACCCGUCCGGAAACCGAGGGGAAGCGCGCCAGGAGACGCAGUCGUGUAGCGGAGCGCCGUAUUGGAGACGAGAAAAUGACGGCGGCAGCGUCAGAAGACCUCUUCCGCCAGAAGGCCGUUUGACGCCCUCUCCCCGCCUCCCCCGGACCCGUCGGGGUGGCCGGCUGGCAUGGCGCAGAGCGGCCCGCAGCUGGACGGCCAGGUGCUCCACAACCUCCGGCAGCGUUUCCCCGAGAUCCCCGAGGGCGUGGUGUCCCAGUGCAUGCUGCAGAACAACAACAACCUGGCGGCCUGUUGCCGGGCCCUGGCGCAGGAGAGCAGUAAGUACCUGUACGUGGAGUACCACAGCCCGGAGGACAGCCGGAUGAACCGGAACCGCCUGCUGCACAUCAACCUGGGCAUCCACCCGGCGGGCGGCUACCCCUCGGUGGAUGGCGCCCAGCUGAACGGCGCCCGGGCGCUGGUCCACAGCACCAGCGAAGGGCACGUGGAGCCCCCGGGGCCGGGCCCGGGGAAGCAGCUCAUCUGCCUGGUGCAGGAACCGCACUCGGCCCCGGCCCUGGGGGCGGCCGCCGCCGCCUCCCCCGGCUACAACCCGUUUUUCACGAACGAGCAGAACCGGAACGCGCCGCCACCCCCGCCGCCGCAGGCGCCCGCGGCCGCCCCGCCGCCCGGCCUCCCCGGGCCCUCGCCCCCGCCGGCCCCGCCCCCGCCGCCCCCCUACGCCCACGUGCCUCGCUACGGCACGAACCCCAUCACGGUGACCGUGUCCCAGAACGUGCCGGCCGGGCAGGGCGGCGGCCGGUCGGUGCAGAUCCGGCCCCCGCUCCCCAGCAGCCUCUACGGGGCCCCCGGCUCCAUCUACAUCCGGCAGGCGUCCCAGGGCUCCCCGGCCCGGCAGGGGCCCCAGCCCGGCCCCUGGCAGCCCUCCCCGCAGGGCCCGCUCCCCCACUACGGCCCCCGCCCGCUGCCGCCCCUCUACCCGCACCCGGCCGGCUUCCAGCCUUCGCAGUACCCCCCGAAGCAGCCCCCGCUGGGGCAGUCCGCCUUCCGGUCCCCGCCUUCCUCCCAGUGCCCGUCGCCCUUCGGCUCCCCCCAGCACCAGGGGCAGGCGGCGGCGGCGGCGCUGGGCCACCAGAGCGCCCACGUCUUCGUGCCCCCCGGGCCCGGCCCGGCGGCCCCGGCGGCCCCGUACCAGCCGCCGCCCCCGCCGCCGCCGCCCCCGCCGCCCCCGGCCGGCUACCAGAAGCAGGGGGCCCACUCGGUCUCCUACGUCCCUUACGCCGUGGCGGGGCUGGGCAAGGGCUCCAUGAAGAAGAUCGAGAUCACGGUGGAGCCGUCGGGCCGGGCCGGGGUGGGCGCCAACCGGAGCCCGUCGCCCAGCGGCACCCAGCCCUCCCCGCGGACCCCGCACCCGCUCUACGGGGCCGCCCCGCCCCCGGCCGGCUCCCCGUCGCGGGCCGCGGCCGGCCCGCCCAAGCCCCCCUUCGGGGCCAGCCCCGUCUACAUCACCUACACGCCGCAGCCCAGCGGGCCCGCCCCGCUGCCCCGCGCCCCGCCCAACCCCACGGCCGUCUUCAAGAUCACCGUGGGCCGCGCCGCGCCCGAGAACCUCCUGAAUCUGGUGGACCAAGAGGAGCGCUCGGCCGCGCCGGAGCCCAUCCAGCCCAUCUCCGUGGGCCCGCGGCCCGGCGGCGAGCCCGGGGCCCACAGGUACCAGAGGACGUGCAGCUCCGGCUCGGACGACUACGCCUACACGCAAGCUUUGCUUUUGCAUCAGCGAGCCCGCAUGGAGAGGCUGGCCAAGCAGCUGAAGCUGGAGAAGGAGGAGCUGGAGCGGCUGAAGUCAGAAGUGAACGGGAUGGAGCACCACCUGAUUCAGAGGCGCCUCAGGAGGGUCAGCUGCACCACCGCCAUCCCCACGCCAGAGGAGAUGACCAGAUUGAGAAGCGUGAACAGACAACUCCAGAUAAACGUUGACUGUACCCUGAAAGAAGUGGACCUCCUACAGUCUCGAGGCAAUUUUGAUCCAAAAGCCAUAAACAACUUCUACGACCACAUAGAGCCCGGUCCAGUGGUGCCCCCCAAGCCAGCGAAGAAAGACGCGUCAGACCCCCCCUGCAUAGUAGAGCGAAAAGCCAGAAGGAUCAGCGUGACCUCCAGAGCGCAAGGCGACUCGCACGAUCCCCAAGCUGGGGCCACCUCCACCGCUGCUACUGAUGACCACCCGGCCACGUCCAGGCAGGCCACGCCCAGGCAGACCCCGCAGGCCCCGGCUCGAGACGAAGACUUGGAAGGGGCCCCGUGGAACUGCGACAGCUGCACCUUCCUGAACCACCCGGCGCUCAACCGCUGCGAGCAGUGUGAGAUGCCACGGAGCACUUGAACCGCCCGAGGCCUGGCCGCCUCGCCUCGCCUCGCCACUCCGCCGGAGCGUUGAGGGCGGGACGCCAGCAAGGAGGCCGC